Melampsora larici-populina 98AG31 is the source of this 222-nucleotide messenger RNA. RefSeq lists its product as uncharacterized. Gene Ontology annotation, biological process: protein transport to vacuole involved in ubiquitin-dependent protein catabolic process via the multivesicular body sorting pathway; protein targeting to vacuole. Gene Ontology annotation, cellular component: ESCRT-0 complex. The record is from RefSeq and is a predicted model, not a curated record. The annotation marks the transcript as partial. Lineage: Eukaryota; Fungi; Basidiomycota; Pucciniomycetes; Pucciniales; Melampsoraceae. Gene Ontology annotation, molecular function: phosphatidylinositol-3-phosphate binding; ubiquitin binding; metal ion binding. The transcript has a single exon.
AUGUUCUGGCUCCCUAUUCAGCCCGAUAUCCAACGAGAGUCAUGUGCGCAUGAUAAUUGCCCACAGCGUUUCAACUUUGUUAACCGCAAGCACCAUUGUCGGUCAUGUGGCGAUAUCUUUUGCCGUUCCCACGCCUCUCAAACAGCACCACUCUUCGAUGGCGGCCCAGGUGGUGAACCUACUGGUCAAGGUCUGGUGGAUUGUCGGGUUUGUGACACAUGU